AUGGCAGCCCAGAGUAUGACUACGCUCGUCCAGAGCGCAGCACCAACACCAGCUAUGAAGCGAUACGGAUCACAUUUAUUGAGAGCCAUCAGCGGAUUCCUGAUGGUUGUCACUGCUCAACCAACAGUGUAUGCGGAGAUCUUAACACCAGAGGCCGAUCGUAAGGAAGGCGGGCAGGUUGAUAUGAGGUGUACCGCUACAAACCUCGAAACGGAUCAUAUCGUGGCAUGGAGGACUGAAUACCCGGAUCUGGUCCUAAGAUGGGGUGAGGACACUUAUCAAAACGUAAAUGGGCGAUUCAUCUUCGAUACAUUGGUAGGUGUGAAUACUCAAACAGUUGUUCAAGACUUUACCAUCACCAAUGUGCUGAGGGCCGAUACUGAUCAAUAUGUGUGUAAUGUCAAUGACCCAAUGCAGAGUGGAGGCAACACCAUCGUAGCCACAUCCAAUGUAACACUUUCAGUGUUAUACUUCCCCAGUGCGUCCUUCCCUAUGUGCUCUCCUGCUGGACCCAUUACAGUAGACGCUUGGACAGAGUUAGAUAUGAGGUGUUCAUCUGAGAGCAGUCACGGAACAGUCACAAUGACGAUCAACGCCACUAUACAGACUUCUAGAUAUACCAACUGGAUAUCAGUAAUCAACGAUGAUAGCGAUACAGUCGUAAGGACAUUAGAUUUGACAGUGGAUGAUGCUGAUAAUGGUGUUGCAUUCGAAUGCUUCAUAUCAUCAAUGUAUUUCACUGGUAUGCAGCGUACAUGUCAAAUCGGACCAUAUACAGUGAGGAACACCAUAACAAUACCUAUGACAGAACCCACAACAUCAUCCACGUCAACAUCAUCUACAGCAGGAUCAACGAGACCUUCGACUGGAAAUCCUUUUCUAACCACAGAAAACGAGGUUACUUCAACCUCUUCAAUUGUGUCUAGCCCAAGCUCGUCUGGUGCAGCCCCAUCUUCAACUCCAUUGAUUGUAGCUUUCAUAGUUGUCGUAGUCCUCGCUGUUACAUUCUUUGUCAUCAUCAUCAUUCUCAUCCUUCGUGACGUCAGAAAGAACCGUCUGAUAAAAAGACUCAUCUCUGAAAAAGAACCUCGAGUCACCCAACCUGAUCCCUACAUGGAGCUGCAGCCAACGGAGGACAGGAAUCGCGUCUACAUGGAACCCAUCACGACUGAUGAAGAGACAAUUCCAACACAAGAUACCUACUACCAACCAGUUGAAGUAGAUGAAAGCCCAGAGGAUGACUACGCACAGCCUGAUGAUCUCAGGGACAGCGAGCAAAGAAUAACUCACCAAGUCAGUGUGCAUGUUGACCCAACCCCAAGUUCAUCAAGAGCAACUGACACUGACCAUACAUACUUCGAACUAGUAGGUAAAGUAGAUAAGGAAAGCCUGGAGGAUGACUACCUUCGACCACGGCCACAUGAUCCCAAGGAGCAAAGACACGUUGACCCAACCCCAAGUUCACCAGGAAAAACUGACACUCAUCAUACCUACUUCCAACCAGGUAAAGUAGAUAAUGAAAGCCAAGAGGAUGACUACGCCCAGCCUGAUGAUCCCAAGGAGCAAAACAUAAACCACCAAGUCAGUGUGCAUGUUGACCCAACCCCAAGUUCAUCAGGAGCAACUGACACUCAUCAUACCUACUUCCAACCAGGUAAAGUAGAUAAUGAAAGCCAAGAGGAUGACUACGCCCAGCCUGAUGAUCCCAAGGAGCAAAACAUAAACCACCAAGUCAGUGUGCAUGUUGACCCAACCCCAAGUUCAUCAGGAGCAACUGACACUCAACAUACCUCCUACCAACCAGGUAAAGUAGAUAAUGAAAGCCAAGAGGAUGACUACGCCCAGCCUGAUGAUCCCAAGGAGCAAAACAUACAUCACCAAGUCAGUGUGCAUGUUGACCCAACCCCAAGUUCAUCAGAAGCAACUGACACUCAACAUACCUCCUUCCAACCAGGUAAAGUAGAUAAUGAAAGCCAAGAGGAUGACUACGCCCAGCCUGAUGAUCCCAAGGAGCAAAACAUAAAUAACCAAGUCAGUGUGCAUGUUGACCCAACUCCAAGUUCAUCAGGAGCAAUUGACACUCAACAUACAUACUUCCAACCGAGUGAAGAAGAUAAUGAAAGCCAAGAGGAUGACUACGUUGUCUCCAAGAUAUAGCACCAACAUUUCCAAUGUUCUCCAAAGAUUUCAAGAGGCAAUCAACAAACCCUAGCAAACUUGUUAAAAUGACUGUUAAAGGCAGUGGACACUAUUGAUAAUUGUCAAAGACUAGCCUUCACAGUUGGUGUAUCUCAAC
This is a messenger RNA of Asterias rubens (European starfish), 2296 nucleotides long. RefSeq lists its product as uncharacterized. NCBI's taxonomy places the organism in Eukaryota, Metazoa, Echinodermata, Asteroidea, Forcipulatida, Asteriidae. The record is from RefSeq and is a predicted model, not a curated record. The transcript is spliced from 4 exons. The coding region runs from base 1 to 2157 and encodes 718 amino acids.